This is a messenger RNA of Mercenaria mercenaria, 1658 nucleotides long. Its product is annotated as forkhead box protein L2-like. Gene Ontology annotation, biological process: anatomical structure morphogenesis; cell differentiation; regulation of transcription by RNA polymerase II. The transcript has 4 exons. Bases 211 to 1425 code for a protein of 404 amino acids. Gene Ontology annotation, molecular function: RNA polymerase II cis-regulatory region sequence-specific DNA binding; DNA-binding transcription factor activity, RNA polymerase II-specific. The record is from RefSeq and is a predicted model, not a curated record. Lineage: Eukaryota; Metazoa; Mollusca; Bivalvia; Venerida; Veneridae.
GCAGCGAAUCAAAAACAAUGUUGAACAUACGUAGCACCUCCCACAGCAGGUCUGUUUUUAAAACAAACAUCAUUGCUUUGACUGUUAACUUCAUAAUGCAUGUAAAUGAGCUUCGCAUAUGUUUAUUAACAGUGUUACAUUUCAUGUACCAUUUCAAAACAUUCAUAUUUUAUGUUUGACAACACUCAUUAUUCAUUUUUUUCUUGAAAAAUGGAUUUUACUUCUGGAAGGUACCCAUUAAAUGAUCCGAAGUUUUCAUUAGGAGGUUAUUACAGUACCGAUGAGAAUAAACAUGCACAGUGUGAACUUUCAAGUCUGCAGAAUGCAGUGUCUUUUCCGAAAUACGGAUACAAUACCGUUAGGCAAAUAAAUGACAAUUUUGCAGACGACAUAGCGGAAAAUUUUGACGACAGUGAAAAUAAACUUGAGGAAAAUGUGUGCGACGACAUUGAAAGAAACAAUACAACUUAUUCUUCGGAUUCAAAGCAGAGGAUAGAAAACAUUGCCCCGCAACGCGACACAUAUUCUGUUGAAGACAAAAUGACUGCCGCAGACGACAAGAGGAGCGCAAUGGAAGAGACCAAUUAUAUUGUUAAACUGGAAAAAAUGUCUCCCGAUUCUUCAGUUGGGGUUCGGGAGUCAUUGAAAGUCACCAGCCACAGUGAAAAGAAGAAAAACGAUGCAAGGAAUAAAGACCAGGAUCCCAACGUAAAACCACCGUAUUCUUACGUCGCGUUGAUUGCCAUGGCAAUAAAAGAAUCCGGAGAAAAACGGCUCACACUAAGUGGAAUUUAUCAAUUUAUAACAAAUAAAUUUCCGUACUAUGAGAAAAAUAAAAAGGGAUGGCAAAACAGCAUAAGACAUAACCUUAGCUUAAAUGAAUGUUUUGUAAAAGUGCCUAGAGAAGGCGGCGGAGAAAGAAAAGGCAAUUACUGGACUUUGGAUCCAGCGUUUGAGGACAUGUUCGAAAAGGGGAAUUAUCGCCGACGACGACGAAUGAAGAGACCGUAUCGUCCGGCGAUUGCACUUACCAAGUCAUUCUUUGGUGACCCUGCUCAUUGUGCAUUUGGACAAUUUUCUUUUGCCAAGAACUACUUUUCUCCACCACCUUAUUCCCAAUAUUCGGCCUAUCACUCAUGGUCCCUCCCCGGGCACAGCCCGACCCCAGGGCCUACCACGAUGAAUAUGAAUUACAACUCUUGUGGACAGAGUUCCAGAAUGCCUCACGCUGGAUCGUCUCUGGGGUCAUGUGGAUACGGGUCUUUACAAACAGGGUUUCAGCUCGGGGGUAACUCAGGAAGCCACUAUUCCCAGCUAGGAGAUUACUCUUCCGUCCCGCCGCCGACGGCUUCACUUGCAUUUUCCUGUCGGCAACAGAGCGAACCCUUCAAUCCUGUACACUAUGCGUAUUGGUCCGACAGAUGAUUGCGCCCAGAGAGUAGUCAUCACAGAAGAAAAUUCGAUACGAGUAUUAUAUAUAUUGAAACAAGCAGUUUUAAUGCAGUUUGGACGUAUGUACGAGAACAUAGAAAACAAAAUGACAAUUAUUUUCGAUGCAGCGUUUGUGAAAUUAUUGUUGGACAAACUAUUAAAUCGUUGGUUCAUGUGAAAAGUUUUAUGUAAUUAAAUGUGUACAGCAAAUAUAGUUUCAAAACAUA